GCCGCCGGCCGGGCGAUGCCGAAGCCGCCGCUGCUGCUGCGGGGGAGCCGCCCCGGGGACAGCGAGCUGGGGCGGCAGUUCCGGGACUGGUGCCUGCGCACCUACGGGGACUCGGCCAAAACCAAGACGGUGACCCGGAGCAAGUACCAGCGCAUCGCCGAGGUGCUGCAGGGGGGAUCCGGCUCCGGCGGCGGCUCCGGCGGGGGGGAGAAAGGCAAGUUCCAGUUCUGGGUCCGGUCCAAGGGCUUCCGCCUGGGAAACGGCACCAGGGAGGCGACGAAGAUGGGUCAAGUGGUGGUAUAUGUGCCGGUGAAAACGGGAACGGGGGCAGAUGGACUGUCGGAGCCCGAGGGCAUCUCUCUGAAACGCGUGGCUGUGGUGGAAGAUUUCUUUGACAUCAUAUACUCGAUGCAUGUGGAGAGCUCAUCGGAGCCGGGCAAAGCACCCAAACAUGCCGGGCAGAAGAAAACCUACCGAGCGAUUGCAGAGACCUAUGCUUUUCUCCCGAGAGAAGCUGUGACCAGGUUCCUGAUGAGUUGCACCGAGUGCCAGAAGAGGAUGCAUUUCAACUCCAACGGACUGGAGCCCAAAGAGAGCGAACCACCUUCCUCUUUGGUUUCUGGGAUCAUUGACUACAACAUGCCCCUCACCUCUACUUAUCUGAAGCAAAUGAAGCUGCGGGUAAUGAAUUCACAGGAACAGGAUGAGACAUCGGUGAGCAGCGAGGACUUUGAUAUGAACGACUCCACAUGGAUCUCAGCUGACCAGCACCUGAACUCCAGCCUGAGCCCCAGCCAGGACGAGAGCAUGCGCAGCCCACAGAACCUGCACGGCCACGAGGACGAUGAUUCCUCGUCAGAGAGCUGCAGCGGGAAUGGCUCCUCCACCCUGAACCCCUCCACCUCCAGCAGCACGCAGGGCGACAGCGCCUUUCCCGAAAUGAACGGAAAUGGCACCGCGGCCCCCAUGGACUUCACCACCUCCGCCGAUGACCAGCCCAUCAACCUCUGCGACAAACUCGCGCCUGCCCACGUCACCCCUUCCUACCAGUCGGACAGCUGCAGCGCUGACGGGCUGCGCAGCAGGGUCAAGUACGCGGUGAAGACUACGGCAGAGUCCCCUCCAUACAGCUCCGGCAGCUAUGACUCCAUCAAGACAGAGGUCAGCGGCUGCCCCGAGGACCUGACCGUUGGCAGGGCCCCCACAGCCGACGAAGAUGAUGAUGACCAUGAUGACCACGAAGACAACGAUAAGAUAAAUGACUCGGAGGGGAUGGACCCAGAGAGGCUAAAGGCCUUCAAUAUGUUCGUGCGCCUUUUCGUGGACGAGAACUUGGACCGGAUGGUUCCCAUCUCCAAGCAGCCCAAGGAGAAGAUCCAGGCCAUCAUCGAGUCCUGCAGCCGGCAGUUUCCCGAGUUCCAGGAGCGGGCGCGCAAGCGUAUCCGCACCUACCUCAAGUCCUGCCGCCGCAUGAAGAAGAACGGGAUGGAGAUGACCAGGCCCACGCCGCCGCACCUGACCUCAGCCAUGGCAGAGAACAUCCUGGCCGCCGCCUGCGAGAGCGAAACGCGGAAAGCAGCCAAGAGGAUGCGGCUGGAGAUCUACCAGACCUCCCAGGAUGAACCGAUUGCUCUAGACAAGCAACACUCCAGAGACUCCACAGCCAUCACCCACUCCUCCUAUUCACUGCCAGCUUCAUCUUACUCCCAAGACCCAGUCUACAUCAAUGGAAGCCUGAACUACAGCUACCGUGGCUACGGGUCCCUGGGGGGCAGCCUGCAGCCGCCUGCCUCCCUCCAGACAGGCAACCACAGUAACGGUCCGACCGAUCUCAGCAUGAAAGGUGGGGCCUCCAGCACGGCCCCCUCCAACAGCACCAGCAGGGGAAUGCAGGCUGCCCAGCUCAGCCCCACGGAGAUCAGCGCAGUGCGGCAGCUGAUCGCUGGCUACCGAGAGUCGGCGGCGUUCCUGCUUCGAUCUGCAGACGAACUGGAAAACCUCAUUUUACAGCAGAACUGACUCCCUGUGUCUGCAUCACUCCUCUGUCGAGAAGACAAUUUAUACCUGCUAGAAAGAGGCUCCCAGCGGUGUCCUGCUCAGGACCACCAUCGUCCUCCCGUGAAGCGGCGGGUACAUGUAGUUUUAGAAGGUGGAAUCCAAAAGACCUGUUUUCUUUUACACUCCAAGCACCUGGGACUUCAGGCACAAGGACACAUUUUUGAACCGUACCAACUCCUGUGCGUCCAGCCGACCAGAAGCCAAACCUGCGGCUUGGAAGGAUGUGGGACUUUCAAGGGCAGAAGGGAGCCUGGGGAGGUUUGGGGCUGCAGAUGUAUUUAGAAAAACCUUUGUGGACCCAAAUGUUAGAUACCCAUCCCCAGAUAAUUUCCAAGUCUUAGGUGAGCUGAAUCACAUAUUUAUUGAGAAAUGGACCCUCCUCUCCCCUUAGUAAUUUAUUUUUCUGAAAAUGGAUUCUUUUGAGUUUGUACAGAUUGCCAGUUUUUUGUCUGUCUGAUCAGAAGGAAUUUAUUCCUGUGAAAUAACACAUUCCAUAUCACUACACUACUAAUUUCCAGGCAGCUCUGCCUGUUUCUCUGGGGAGCCCUUGUCCCACAGGGAGCAAGUUUGCCAUUCAGCCCUAGACUUCGAGGCUGCUCAGCCUCCAGUAAGCGUAGGUGGCAGCUGGAACAACGGAGCAAGGAAGCAUCCUGCUUAGACCUUUGUUCUAAGCGGUCCCGUAGCAGCAGUGGGGUCUAAAUCUCCCGCAGAGACUCGGCAAGCUCGGCAGACCUCCGGCUAGAAGGACGUCUCGCACUCAUUUAAGUCAUUGCAGAUAAGGAAGGAAAGAAAUACCUGAGAACCACUGUCUUGCGGUCACCAUCCGUACUCUACCUCACACUCCAUUGUGGGCUUCUUCCAGGCCUGGCCGAGCUGGUCCUGGGGGACGGUGAGUGUCGCAGACGCGUGGAUCGCGCCGAGGAGGCUGGAACCGACCCGGCAGAUCCAGCGGAUCCGCCAGGGUCCUGCUGCUGGGCGGCAGCUCGCCCCCACCCCGCUGUGCCCGGCUGUUUGCUCCGGUCCGUGUGAAACCAGCCCUGGGGUAGCAUCAGGAGAAUAAACCGUUUAGGAACCGCAUGGGUGUAGUAAAGGCUAAUGCCGGGUCUCUGCCUGAAAAGUCAGCUCAGUGCGGCAAGCCACUUGCUCCUCUGCAGAAGAUAGAAACGGGCAACAUUCAGCAGCAGAACUGACAAAGUCCUCUCUGGGGCCCAGGAUCCUCCCCCCUCCCUGCUCACAGUCCUGGAACAAGCCCACAAUUCCCAAAGUGUGGAAAAACCGUAGUCCGAUGACCAUUCUGCCCUGUUACCGCCCCCCCCCGCCCCCAGUAAUGCACUUCGUUUUGCUCAGUGCAAUACCUACUACCAGUGCUGCUAAACCCAGGGACUUCGCUCAGGCAGAGAUGCUGAGCCGAGCCAAGCAAUGCAACGUGCGCUGGAGCCACGUAGAGCAGCAGAGACCGGCUGCCGGGGAUCCCAGCUCCUCCUCGUGCCCUCACGCCAGCACAGCUGCCCCCACCCGGGCAGGAGUCCUCACCACGAGAUAUAAAUUCGAUAAGUGUAAACCCCUAUACGCUCAUUUUAAAGGUAGAUACUUUCUCUCUUUGGAGCCAGCUUUUUUCUUCUUUUUCGGUCACUCUGAGCCGGCGGCAGACAGAGGCUGCUGCUCCCUGGGGGGCUGACGCCACUGGCCCGGGCUCGAGCUCGGUGGCAGCGGCUGGUCCCAGCCAGGAGUGGACCCGGGCAGUUUACUCAGUAGCCUUUAUACCCAAUUAUACUCCGCACACACUGGAAGAGAAGCAAAACCUCUACCCUGCUCUUAGUCUCAGUAGAGAAAAAGCCAGCGGCUCCUGAGGACAGGCUUGCCUGGCCCGGCAGCAGAAGGGAUUCACCAUUGCAUUGACUGUUCUCCCCAAACCGUAAACUUUCCGUAGCAUUCGGAGAAAAGGGACCUAAGCCCUGGCCGUUUGGUGCAGUCGGGGUGUCCGUGCAGAGACGAGGUGGUGGCUUGUUAGACCUGAGCCGAUGCUGGAACCGGGAACAUCGCGGCCACCCCGAGGUGCCCUGGGCCGAGCGCCCCGUCCCCUCCCUGCCCGCGGCAGGCAGCAGAGCGGCGUGGGGGCCAGCCCGGGACACCAGCCCCCGCCGAGCCAGGGUUCAGACUCACGCUUUCCCCAGCACUUCACAAGCCUGCUUGGUUUGUCCACUGCAUCCUCCCAUACUUGGAAUUUAUGUAAAUAUUUAUUUUUGUGUGAAUACCAUGAAGUAACAAACCUUUGACAAAAUAUGUAACCGCAGCCAUUUGUGAAAGUCUUAAGGAAGGAGAGGCAGAGACAAUCGCUGUCCCGGAAUUCUCUCUUUCUGCGAUAUCCCACCCAAGUCGGUGCCUCCCUCCCCGUCAGAGGCCAUCGAGAACAUUUUAGCCAUAAGUUUGCCAUCCAGUUUACUGAAAAAGAGGUUACCCAGGGGCUUACGGACAGAUUGCCAUCAGCUACAGUUUGUUUAGUUUUAUUUAUGCAAGUUUUAGCUGUCAUUACCAGAUCACCUUUGAACUUGUCUUAGCAUGUAUUGAAGUUUAGUAGCUCUUACACUUUGUUAAACUGCUGUAGAAGACAGAUGAGGCUCACGGUUGCGUAGGAAGGUAUCCAACAGUCUACCCUGUCCUAACAACUGAUGUUCAUAACUUGCAGCUGAAUGGUACAGACUCAGAUUUCCAAAGCCCCAGUGACAGCCACAUCUGUGACAAGUUAUGAAACAAAUGGGAUUGACUACGAAUUUCUGUCAGGGAUCUCUUUUUUCUUUCUUUCUUUUUUUUUUUUUCGGUGAGCCGCAGCUUUAUAGUUUCUUUGGAGUGAGCUCCACAGACAUCUCAGUGCUCUUCAGCUGAUCCAUGCUCAGUUGCGGCUCUUCUGUGCUCCAGGACUGUUUCACAGCCACAUUCCUGCGCUCUCACUAGGCAGGACGGGGUCAGGAAUCGCUAGUCUGGGUUCUCAACGAGAAGGAAUGAGCAGGAGCAGAAUACACCGGCUUUCCAGAUAUUCUGAGAGGUGGAAGGAGAAUGCUGGGUUAGCAAAUGGUCUGGAUGUUCUUGGUUUUGUUUAAGAAAAGCUAAUCACUGGUCGAGAAAAUAGAUUUUUUUUUUAAUUUAAUUUUAUUUUAUUUUAAACACAACCAUCCUGCCCUGGAUGUGCGGUUCCCAUGACGGUGUUUCUACAUGGGAGAGCGUUCCUGGGAUUGCGAGCAGACGUAACUUGUACCUCCCCAAUCCAAAGGGCCACUUCCCUCCCACGAGUGGCCGUCGGAUUUAGUACCAGUUCAUGAAAAAAAAUGCUGCUUUGAACUCAGAGGGUUAAUAUACUUUUGAUUUGUAAUUUUUUGUAAAACUUUUUACAAGGUAGCAUAGUAUUUCACCAGAAUACCAACUACAAUCCGUCCAUGGUCUGAUUUUUAUAUAAUUUAGUGGUGCUUUAGAAACUUUUGUUUGGUUGUUUCGGAGCUGUACAGCUCAGUUCUUCGCCUGUAUCUACCUAAGACCAAUGUGAACCUUUGUAUUUUUGCUCCUAAUUUUGGACUCAGUGAAAGUGUACUGUUUACAUGUACAGAACUCCCGGCCCCUGUGUGUUCUGCAAGACCUGCUGUUGAAGAGGAAGAUGCACCUCACCCAGUUCGUCUGCUUAAGCAAGCCACAGCUUCACUCACCCACCGACACACGCACCUACCCUAAGGAAGACCCCACAAAAUUGAAACGCCCUUUAAGCAAUUUUGGGUUUUGCACAAGCUAUUGUAUUUUUUUUUUUUUUCCAGUAGUCGAUUUAUGGAUUGGCUGCGAUUCAAAUCGAGAGCUGACCCGGAGCUCAGUUAACUGAAGCACCAGAACUCAAGCAGGCAGAGUCGCACAGUGCUGCUGUUUCACCAUCCUCCUCCUGCCACCCGAGGCAGGAGGGUGAAAGCUGCCGAGCUCAGUGUAGGGUUCAAACAAUGCAGAAGAGCACUCGAGCCCAGGGGGCUUGCAGGGAAGCAGGGGGGAAACACUCAUCAGCAUAAUUGGAAACAUACUUUACCGAACCUGGUGAAAUCGCCCAAGCUGGCUGCUGAUUUCAGAUUGAGAGGGUGGGAGCGCGUUCCCUCAGGAGGAGGGGGGCUCCGACACGAAGCAGAAAGCUCUUUGGAAAGUCGGUGCUUUCCUGAGGGCUCAGAUAGAAAGCAUAUGGCACUUAAUCCAGCUUUUAAGGUGACACUUUAUUGCUUAAUCAAUUGAUUCAUUUUGAAAUGAUAUUUUUGCAGAUAGGCACCUAUGCAACUUAAUGUGGCUCUUAAGCAGAUGAGCACUUCCUCCUCAACGAGCUUGAUAAGAGUUAUUUGUGUUAUAUACUGUGGAUUUUUCCAGUAAAUGUGGCUUAAUAUUUUAA
Messenger RNA from Harpia harpyja (harpy eagle), 6463 nucleotides. RefSeq names its product nucleolar protein 4 like (gene NOL4L). Bases 16 to 2019 code for a protein of 667 amino acids. Lineage: Eukaryota; Metazoa; Chordata; Aves; Accipitriformes; Accipitridae. The transcript is spliced from 11 exons. The record is from RefSeq and is a predicted model, not a curated record.